UCUGCGGAAAGUAUGGAUUUAUUUUUAAGGAACAUUUUAUACAAGGGGAAUGUGAAUGGAAAAUUAUUGGUAUUUCACAGAUCUCAAGAUUUUGUUAACACCAGUGCUUUCGAGCGUUUAGACCUCUUUGAUGCCAUAACGAAUCCGAAUUAUAUUAGUUUCAUAUCCAGAAAAACUCGUAACCACGAUCCAGCAAAUUAUGCAAUUGAGAAGAUUAAAAAGUGUAGAAGGAUAACUCUUAGGGAAGAUAUAUUUGCAGACAAAUACGCAGAUUAUGAGUCUCGGUUAUCGGACUACUUGAAAGAUCUUAUCGAUUUGUGUCGAAACAAUGACGAGGCAGAAACAUUCUUUAGCGUUCCUGACCCCAAGAGACAAGGAAGAUUGAAGGGAAAGUAUCCCAGAUUGUGGACCCUGGUGGGGUUGGACCUCGAAAAUGUCGUGGCACACUCACACACACAAUAUGUAGUCCUUUUAUAGAUUCAGUACUCAUUUUAAAUCCAUACAUUUUCUAUUUAAAAAAUCUACUCUUAUUUUCUCCUCAGGUGGCAAA
Folsomia candida is the source of this 550-nucleotide messenger RNA. RefSeq lists its product as uncharacterized. Bases 13 to 477 code for a protein of 154 amino acids. The transcript is spliced from 2 exons. Lineage: Eukaryota; Metazoa; Arthropoda; Collembola; Entomobryomorpha; Isotomidae. The record is from RefSeq and is a predicted model, not a curated record.